Condylura cristata (star-nosed mole) is the source of this 762-nucleotide messenger RNA. RefSeq names its product putative spermatogenesis-associated protein 31D4. The annotation marks the transcript as partial. The transcript has 2 exons. NCBI's taxonomy places the organism in Eukaryota, Metazoa, Chordata, Mammalia, Eulipotyphla, Talpidae. The record is from RefSeq and is a predicted model, not a curated record.
UGCAGCCCCCUGGGUCAGCAACAUGAUACCACCCGCUUUCGCCAGCUAUUGUGUCCAGACCCCUUCUGUGAUGUGUGUAAUAGAGCAACUGCUGAGAUCAACCACCUGCUGUUCCCAGAUGCCCUGGAAGAUGCUACUCCUCCCCACUCUUCUUGGGCCUCCACAGCUCCCAUGACUGAGUCGUCAUUCACAAGGUCCACUCGCUUCCCAGAAGCUCCUCCUGGAGACCAAAUGCCAGUCUCUCAGCUUCUACCUUCCCCACCACCUCUCUCUGUUCCCUCACCUAAUCCACUGACCCCUUUAGAUGACUUUUUUGCAAAACCAAUGGGUUAUAGUCUCUCGCCAGAGCCUUUCUGUUCACUGGGCCCUGAAUUCCCAGCAGGCCAUUCUUCACCUGGACACCUUGCAUUUACUCAUAUACCCCAAUAUGACACUCAGAGAGUAGAUGCUUUGCUCCAACCAGAGACCCCUUUAGCUCUAAACAACAUCUUCUCAAUUGAUCCCACCCUUUCUCAAGGUAUCAAUACCUUACCAAAUAUGCCACGACCAAUGACUCCUGAUGACUCAUAUGCUUGUCAUCAUGGACCACCAACAGUGUCUGUUUCACAAUCAGGAGGUGGCACAUUAACUAAUACUACUGGUGGCAGGCUCAGGCCACAGACUGGUUACCUUCCACCAUGUCACGUGAUUCCAAUCAAGAGUUUCUUACCCUUCACUCUUCAGAGACCGCAUUUGCGGGAGACCCUGCUGCUCAUUUUAUAG